UCUACAUCACGUUAGUAUUGCUAUUUCUGGUUGCAGAAAGAAAACCCUAAAACCACAGAGAGAUUCAAAGUGAGAAAGAGACGGAGAAAGGGAGGGAAUUGGGUGGAUUUAAAAGGAGUUGUGGGUGAAGAUGUCUGCAACGGGUGCCGGUGCCGGUGGUGGUGGUGUUAGUGGUGGUCAAGAGGAGGACAAGAAGCCCAUGGACCAGCACAUUAAUCUCAAAGUCAAAGGCCAGGAUGGCAAUGAGGUGUUCUUUAGGAUUAAAAGAAGCACCCAGUUGCGGAAACUCAUGACUGCAUACUGUGAUCGUCAAUCUGUAGAGUUCAACUCUAUUGCAUUCUUGUUUGACGGGCGCAGACUCCGAGCAGAACAGACUCCAGACGAGCUUGAGAUGGAGGACGGUGAUGAAAUUGAUGCAAUGCUUCACCAAACUGGGGGUGGAAACUGCCCUUAACUUCGGAUCGGGCUACUCUAUGUGGAACCUGCGGCAUGGAGAGUUUAUGUCAAGUGCGAAGUUUCUUAUUUUGCUAUAACUAUGGAAAUAUUUUUAUAAUUAGCAAUGGAUCUGAUGCAGAAGUGAGAAAAGUUGAGUUGAGGUAUCAUGUACCGAUGAUACUUUGGACUUUUAAAUGCUUUGUUGUUGUCUUUUGGUACUACAAUAUGCUGUGAGUUAUUUUGAUA
Messenger RNA from Carya illinoinensis, 681 nucleotides. RefSeq names its product small ubiquitin-related modifier 1-like. Gene Ontology annotation, molecular function: ubiquitin-like protein ligase binding; protein tag activity. NCBI's taxonomy places the organism in Eukaryota, Viridiplantae, Streptophyta, Magnoliopsida, Fagales, Juglandaceae. The record is from RefSeq and is a predicted model, not a curated record. Gene Ontology annotation, cellular component: nucleus. The transcript has 3 exons. Gene Ontology annotation, biological process: protein sumoylation. Bases 131 to 454 code for a protein of 107 amino acids.